UCGAUACUGUCAAUUGUCAAUCAAUUCCCGCCCACAUAACCGUUUGAACUCUCUCUCUCUCUCAUCGUCUCUCUGCAAUUGCGUAAAUCGUGGAAAAUGGGUUCAGAAACAGGUAGAAAUUGCGUCGAUCUGUGGUCGGAAAUUGUUCGUUCCGAACAACAACAACAAAACGAUCAAGUUAUUUACAGAAGAAGAAAAUCCGCCAAAAUCCCUCAAGACGCAGUUCCUUCAAACCAAUUGAGUUCUGGAGGCGAGGGAAAUCUGCCUCAUCGGGUGAGCUUGGUUGCUCCUGGUCCCAACGAGCGAAUCAGUUGGAAUCGUUCGCUUUCCACCAGAGGAAGGACAAGUAUGGCCGUUGGCGCUUGCGUUGAUUAUCACCAACCUCAAGUUAAGCAGGCUAAAAGAAGGGGAAGACCUCCUGUACCCAAAGGAAAAGUUGUUAAACCUCUAAGCUUUGAUAAGGAGCGAGCGUACUUUGAAGAGGUUGAUGCCUUUGAACUAGAAGAAGAGAGCCCCUCACCCAAGAACUAUGGCACAUGGGUCAGGGCCAACCAAAAUGAUAGUGUUGCAAUUCCCCAUUUGUCCUCAAGAUUGCAGAAGUGGUUGAAAUGCAAGAGGCUAAAUCACUCUUGUGGACCCACAAGCACAUUGUCCAAGAUUCUAGGAACCCCGAGCAUGACAUUGACACCUAUAGGUGGUGAUGACUUUGAUCCUUUUUGUCUCAAAAGUACUCCUAAAAAGUCAUCUAUUAAAGUCGGUCUUCCUUUGCAUUAUGUCGAGAGUACAUCAAAUGAGAUGGAGGAUGUGGCUAAUGAGAGUUGCGAAGACAUAGAAUUUGCAGUUAAGAAAUUCUCUUUGGCGUCAACAUCUCCGUUGCAUAGUUAUCAGUCCAACCAAUUUGCUACAUUGUUAGCCGUUUGUGGACAGUCCGUUCCCACAACAUUCCAAGACGUGUUUUCUAAGUAUUGUGACCUGCAGAAUAUAACUAAAAUUGGCGAAGGGACUUUCGGAGAAGCUUUCAUGGCUGGAAAUUAUGUCUGCAAAAUAGUUCCUAUAGAUGGGGACUUCCGAGUGAAUGGAGAAGUCCAAAAGAGAUCGGGAGAAUUGCUUGAGGAGGUUGUUCUUUCCCGAACUCUCAAUUGUUUAAGAGGGCGCGAGGGAGAUGGUCAUAAUGCGUGCACCACUUUUAUUGAAACAGUAGACUUGCAGGUAUGUCAAGGUUCCUAUGAUCCUGCCUUGAUAAGAGCUUGGCAAGAUUGGGAUGAAAAACAUAGAUCCGAAAAUGACCAUCCAAAGGAGUUUCCAGACACACAGUGCUAUGUUGUAUUUGUCCUAGAACAUGGCGGUAGGGAUCUCGAAAGCUUUGUACUUCUAAACUUCGAUGAGGCGCGGACUUUAUUGGUCCAGGUUACAGCUGCCCUUGCAGUGGCUGAAGCUGCGUACGAAUUUGAACAUCGUGAUCUCCACUGGGGAAACGUUCUCCUUAGCCGGAAUGAUUCUGUUACGUUGGAGUUCAAUCUUGAGGGGAAGAAAAUGUUUGUCAAGACAUUUGGAUUAGUGGUGUCAAUAAUUGACUUCACUCUUUCAAGAAUAAAUACUGGCGAAGACAUACUCUUUUUGGACUUAUCCUCAGAUCCUGAUCUCUUCAAAGGGCCAGCAAGAGAUAAACAGUCAGAAACUUACCGGAAGAUGAAAGAGGUAACAGAAGAUUGCUGGGAGGAAAGCUUCCCUAGAACAAAUGUGUUGUGGUUGCUGUAUUUGGUGGAUAUAUUACUCCACAAGAAAGCAUUUGAACACACUUCAAAGAACGUGAGGGAUUUGCGCUCAUUGAAGAAGCGCCUAGACGAGUAUCAGUCUGCCAGAGAAGCAAUUCUUGAUCCCUUCUUCAGUGACUUGUUGGCGUACCAAGUUGUAAGUUGUGAAGUAUGAGUUAUCAUCUGGGGAGUUCAUGUAAACAUACUAAAGAAAAAAGAUGGCCUCUACUUUGUGUGUGUACAUAUCAAGAACAUGACACAGUUCUUUUCCCCUUUUAAUUUUUGGGGCCUAAGUUAGCAUUUUCAAUGAAAUCAGUGAUAUCGCACAACAUGGCUUAAACAACGCAGUUUGAAUCAGUGAUAUUGCUAAUUAUGUUAAAUAAUUUGCCUUUUUUUAAA
Molecule: messenger RNA, 2153 nt
Organism: Morus notabilis
Lineage: Eukaryota; Viridiplantae; Streptophyta; Magnoliopsida; Rosales; Moraceae
Product: serine/threonine-protein kinase haspin homolog
Exons: 15
Coding region: 97-1929 (610 amino acids)
Biological process (GO): intracellular signal transduction; protein phosphorylation; mitotic cell cycle
Cellular component (GO): cytoplasm; nucleus
Molecular function (GO): histone H3T3 kinase activity; ATP binding
Source: RefSeq, a predicted model, not a curated record